Biomphalaria glabrata is the source of this 2857-nucleotide messenger RNA. Its product is annotated as phosphofurin acidic cluster sorting protein 2-like. NCBI's taxonomy places the organism in Eukaryota, Metazoa, Mollusca, Gastropoda, Planorbidae. The transcript has 22 exons. Gene Ontology annotation, biological process: protein localization to plasma membrane. Bases 27 to 2612 code for a protein of 861 amino acids. The record is from RefSeq and is a predicted model, not a curated record.
UUCCUCUUGAAUCAUUUUAAUGUUUUAUGAAUAAAGUUGUAAACAUGGCGGACAAGGCAGUCCGUAGUAUUGGGUCGGGAGAUCAACCCGUACCUAUGAAAUUAUUUGCAACAUGGGAAGUAGAGAAAUCAUCGCCAAACUGUAUUCCAAGAUUAUGUAGUCUCACAUUAACACGUCUCAUUGUACUUAAACCAUUGGAAACAGAGCUAACAUCACUUUUAAUUGCUGUCAAAAUGCAGAACUCUAAAAGAAUUCUCAGAUCCAAUGAAAUAAGAGUGCCACCUGGAGGAUUGUUAGAUACAGACCUGGAUCUAUCAUUUUCAUUACAGUACCCACACUUCCUGAAGCGUGAUGGUAACAAGCUACAUGUUAUGCUACAGCGGAGGAAGAAGUACAAGAACAGAACAUUUUUAGGGUUUAAAACACUGGCUGUAGGCCAGGUGAACAUGUCUCAAGUACUUCAGUGUUCCAUGGACAGAGAACUCAACUUAUAUAGUGAUGUGAAAGACCAGACAAACCCUGUGGCUAAAUUGGUUUUAUUAGGUCUAACCAGCCAACCUGUUGACCAUGAAAUAAAUGGACACAGAAAAAAUGCUUCCUCUGAUGUUGAUCGUUCUCCUGAUAUUGAUAAUGACAGUGAUGAUGAUGAUGUCCCAGAAUAUAAUGACGACUCUUCCAAUGAGGAUCUAAGUGAUAGCGAGCCAACAAUGACAGAGCCAAGAGCUAGACAGAGAAAACAUAGUAGAUCUAAGGCUCGGCCAGCAGUUACACAACGGAAUAUCAAGCAGAAAUUCAGGGCACUAUUAAGAAGAUUUAAAAUCUCUGAGGAUGUUCUUACAACAUUAGACUCAGAGGCUGAUCAUGACCAAAUUCCAAACACCCAAGAGCUUGAUGAUCUUUUUGAUGAGCUUGAAGACUCGGACAGUGGUCCAGAGCUGGAUACUAUGAGUGUUAUGUCCACCCCUAAGCCCAAGUUGAAACCUUUCUUUGCUGGCAGAGGUUCUACCCCUGAAUCCAAUGAACAACCUAAGUCUUCCUCACAGGAAGUGUUCCGUAUACCAGAAGAAACUCCAGUGAAACGUAGUGACUCUGAUCUUCACACAUUUCGGCAGUCAGACCUCGAGUACGAAGCUUCAGACUCCCAGAAUGCCAGCACCAACGAGUCAUCGCCGCGGCAGCACUCUCCCCGCCCCAAAAAGAAGGAGCUCAUUAAGGACCGCAUACGGAGCACAUCUUAUAGGGAGAAGAAAAGCAGGAAAGAGUUUAAACAACAUCGUAGGAAUAGUGUCGGGGAAGUGGGGUCACUGUACCCUCCAGUGUCAGUAGUGCCUCGCAAAGCUCUGCUGGAUCAACUGAGCUCAGUGUUUGAUAGUGUUGAUGACCACCUACCAGAAUCCAUCUUCAUGAUCAACACAUCUGAAUGGCAGGGUCAGAUGUUACAGCAGAAACUACAGGACAGGCAACUUCGUUUAAUUUGUACAUGCACUGAAGCAGACGUGAAAGCAGCCAUAUGUUACUUAGUGACCAAGAUUCAAAAAUUCUGUAACAGCAAUGCUCGGACUAUUGCACCAAUCAAAGUAGGUAUUGUUGGAGCAGAUGCUUACAUCAACUCUGUACUGAGACCAUACGUUGAACACUUCUCCAAUAAAUCUCCUGACUGGCAGAACUUUGCCAGGUUUCUUGUUAUUCCAUUUGGCCACAGUUCUGUUGGUAAAUAUAUUGCCAGUGUAGACAGCACUUAUGGUUCCCUGUUUCUGGACCAGCAGUGGAAAGAUACCUUUGAGAAACCAGAGUCUCCUAAACUAGACUGCCAAGACAUUAUGAACAGGAUAUCAAAAUAUUUGAAUGGGGCAACAGGCACACACCAAAUGCCAAUUGCUGAAGCUCUGAUCAUGUGCAAGGGAAGAAGUUCUGAUGAAGUGUCCUCACAAAUGUUUAUCCCAUUCCUAAGUGAGGUGAGGAUUGGAACAUUGGACACCUUCAAUUCAUCAGUUGAAUAUGAUGACAGCCUUCCACCUGUCGGGUUGUCAAGCUCCCCUCCUGCUUCCACUCCUGUCUUGGAGAAAACUAAAGAUGGACACACACCUCCCAGUUCUCCAAAUAUUGGUGCCGCUACUUCAGUCAUGUCACCACCUGCCAGCAAUUCUGGAACAGCGAUUACCACAUUGUCUUCCCCUGCAGAGUUUAUGGACCUGCAGGUUGAUUACUGGGUCGUCUCCCCUCCUAAAUCCGAUGCCCUAGACAAAGAUAAGAAGGAUAAGAAAGAUGUGAACAAGUGUUCCCUUAAAACAGCCUUCAGAGCUCUGUAUGCCAACCGUCUCCCUCACAGCGGUGGGAUACAGUCUGCCACUUUUUCAUUGAUGGUUGUCACCAAGGAGAAGAAACAAAAGAUCAUGCGUAUUGGCAAGAAAGGUAAAGAAUUGGAGUCUAAAAGUCAAGCCAUAGAGGGAGUCAGCAGGAUGGUCUGUACUUCCAAGAGUCAAAAUGUUAAGCUUAGAGUUCUUGUUGAUGGUGUGGAAUGGAAUGGAGUCAAGUUUUUCCAGUUGUCCUCUCAGUGGCAGACGCACAUCAAGUAUUUUCCUGUGGCAGUUUUCACAACUCUGGAUUUGUGAACAUCCCAAAAGAAACUGUGAACUUAAAAAAACAAAAUGUUUCCAAGCUGCAACCAGAGAAGACCACAUGUGUUCAUUGGAUCAAAGGAUUGUUUGAACUUUUCAUCCAUGCUAAGAAAGAGUGAUGUUAGCAACGACCCCUCGGCAGAGGGUUUAACCUACACCUUACACCUGGAACUGAUCUAGUCUGUGAUGUACACAUUGUAUUGGGGAAAGAUAUCCUAAAGCAAGUAUUGUGUCCCCCC